Messenger RNA from Halichondria panicea, 1451 nucleotides. Its product is annotated as TNF receptor-associated factor 4-like. The record is from RefSeq and is a predicted model, not a curated record. Lineage: Eukaryota; Metazoa; Porifera; Demospongiae; Suberitida; Halichondriidae. Gene Ontology annotation, biological process: regulation of apoptotic process; signal transduction. The coding region runs from base 1 to 1356 and encodes 451 amino acids. Gene Ontology annotation, molecular function: zinc ion binding; protein binding. The transcript has a single exon.
AUGGCAGCACUGAACCCCAACAACCAGCAACACGCUGACAAGAGAAUAAUAGGAUUCGAUUGUGAGUUUGUGAAGCCACCACCUUCGGAAUUCGUCCAGUCAGAGUGUCCAGUUUGUCUUCAGAUUAUCCGAGAGCCCUACCAGGUCACAUGCUGUGGAAAGAAGUUUUGCAAAGCUUGUAUUGAACAUAUCAAAGCAAUUCAAAAACCGUGCCCAACUUGUAACGAGAAAUUUUCAAGUUUUGCCGAUAAAGGCUUGAAACAAUCGCUCUACAGUUUGAAAGUUCGCUGUAGCCAGCAGAAAAACGGGUGUGAGUGGACGGUGGAUUUGAGACAGCUUGAUGAGCACCUCAACACAGAUCCACAGCCAGAGAAACAACUCGAUGGAUGUCAGUUUGUCGAGAUCGAUUGCAUCUAUAAUUGCGGGGACCAUCUGCAACGAAGGUACAUUCAAAACCAUCAAAUUAAGGAUUGCUCCAAACGUCCAUUCGGUUGUGAGCACUGCCAUGAUUACAAGUCUACCUAUGAUGAUGUCACCAACAACCACUUGCCUGUGUGUGGGUCCUUCCCUGCCCCCUGCCCUAACCAGUGUGGUUCAACUAUCCAACGUCAGAAUAUAGACAACCAUGUUGUCGAUGAGUGCCCCCUGACCACCAUCAACUGUGACUUCAACCACGUAGGCUGUGCUGUGAAACUCCCUCGACAAGAUAUGCCAAAACACGAUAACAAUUCCCUCUCAGCACACAUGUCCCUACUAGCCACCAGUCAUGCCAAGUUAAUACUAGAAAACGAAAUAUCAUCAGCCAGACAAAAAGCUGAGUUUAAUAUUUUAGUCGAAGAGAAUAAACAGUUGAGGAUGAAAAUUACUGAAUUGGCGCCAUUACAACAAAUGCUCACCGUGAACUCCAAAUCUCUUGGUGCCCCUGUCCUUACAAUGACCAACUUCCAACAGCACAAAAGAGAUGACGAUAGUUGGUACUCCCCUCCAGUCUACACCCACCAUCAGAGCUACAAGAUCUGUCUUAGAGUGGAUGCUAACGGCUGGGGUAUUGGUAAAGGAACACACGUCUCUGUGUUUGUGUGCUUAAUGAGAGGAGAGUUUGACAAUUCUCUGAAAUGGCCGUUUCGUGGUGUGAUUUCAUAUCAACUACUGAACCAGGUCAAUGGCAAGGAUCAUAAAACAAACACUGUCACCUAUGAUGACAAAGUAUCUAACGAGUGCUGUACCAGAGUGACAGAGGGAGAGAGGGGAGGGGGGCGGGGACAGCCACAGUUCAUUGCUCACACUGAACUGGAGCCCAAUUAUUUACGAAACGACACCCUUCUCUUCCAAAUACACAAAGUAGAACUGAAGUAGUUGCUUAAUUAGAAGAGUGAUAAUUACGUAUACACACAAACAAACCGUAGACAUAAGUAUUAUCUGUGUACUGAUUGCAAUUGUAUUUGUUUGGA